GUCUCCAACGUCCCGGAGUCCAGCUGGGGCAUGGGCCGAGUGGGUGCGGGGGCCCGGGAGCUGCUGAACAGCCUGAAGAACACCCUGCGGCGUACGAGCGGCCAGGUUGUGCCCCAGGCGCAAGGCCCUCGAGCCAACGGCCCCAAUCGGGGGCGGCGGCGCCGCCGCCUUAGCAACCGCACGCCAGAUUCCUCCGUCAGCCGCGGCGCCGCCGCGACGGGACUUGGAAAUGCCGCGGAGGUCGCCGGCGGUGGUGGCGGUGGCGGAAGCAGACCCCCUGUUACAGCGGAGGCGGCGGCGGCCGCCAGGUCUCCCAAUAGCUCACACCAUCGCGGUGUGGCCUUCCCGCAGCAACAUCAUCACCAAUCUGCUGUUAACGUGGCGGCGGCGGCGCUGAGUAGGGGUGGGGUGCGGGUGGGCAGUGGGCGACCCCAUGCGCGUCUCUUUCCCCUGUACGGCCGUCUCAGCGGCGGAGGGCAAUCUGAGGGCACCGCCGCAGUGGGAUCGAGUAACGCCGGGCCGAGUGGCAACGGUGGACCUGGCGGCGGCGGCGGCGGCGGCGGUGGCGGCAGCGGGGGCCAGCAACAGCAGAGCGGUGCGACGGAAGCGCAGGCGACGGCGGCGGCGGCGGUGGCGACCGCGGAGCCGGCGACGACGCCACUCUGCGCCGCUGCCGCCGCCGAACCGCCCACUUUGCUGUCCACCUCCUCGUUUUCCUCCACGACCUCCCUGGAGGAUGUGGCCGCCAGCAGCGGCGGCGGCGGUGCAGCGGGAGGUCCCGUUGGAGGCGGCGCCGCCGAGGAGGAGGAGGAUGUUUGCCCUGUGUGCUUGGAUGAGGGGCCCAACCUGCUGGUCCAGACGUGUCGCCAUCAGAUCUGUUUGGAGUGCGCCCGGGAUCUGGUGAAGCGAAACAGCCUCACUCCCGCGCUGUGCCCCUACUGCCGAGGAGUGAUAACCAGCUUUAAGGCGCGAGUAGCUCGGUAG
Molecule: messenger RNA, 984 nt
Organism: Volvox carteri f. nagariensis
Lineage: Eukaryota; Viridiplantae; Chlorophyta; Chlorophyceae; Chlamydomonadales; Volvocaceae
Exons: 3
Source: RefSeq, a predicted model, not a curated record